UUCUUUGCUUUGUUGAAUUUACGCAAAAGUUAUAAAGAUGUUGUCACGAUUUGGAAGUUUACGUAAACCGAUAUUUUCUAGUCUUUUCAAAAAUAAAAAUGUGAUUGUAUCAGCCGUGAGGAACAGUCAUGCUGUUCAGUAUCGCGUACCCCCUCCACCGGCUCCGAAGAUUAUACGAAUUGGUGCUGAAGUUACAUCAGCUUUUAUGUGGUGGUGGAUUCUUUGGCAUUUGUGGCAUGAAUAUGGACAUAUUAUAGGAGAAUUUCCAUAUCCCGCUACUAAAGAAUGGACUAAUGAAGAGCUUGGUAUUCCUACAGAUUGAAAAUAACUUCAAUUAGUAAGCAUUGAUGUUAAAAGAGGCUAAGAAACAUCACAGAAAUAAAUUUCAAUAAUUCUAUUCACUAGAA
Messenger RNA from Glossina fuscipes, 407 nucleotides. RefSeq names its product NADH dehydrogenase [ubiquinone] 1 beta subcomplex subunit 2, mitochondrial-like. Gene Ontology annotation, cellular component: mitochondrial inner membrane. The coding region runs from base 38 to 322 and encodes 94 amino acids. NCBI's taxonomy places the organism in Eukaryota, Metazoa, Arthropoda, Insecta, Diptera, Glossinidae. The transcript has a single exon. The record is from RefSeq and is a predicted model, not a curated record.